Messenger RNA from Dalotia coriaria, 679 nucleotides. RefSeq names its product zinc finger protein 593 homolog. NCBI's taxonomy places the organism in Eukaryota, Metazoa, Arthropoda, Insecta, Coleoptera, Staphylinidae. The transcript has 2 exons. The coding region runs from base 250 to 663 and encodes 137 amino acids. The record is from RefSeq and is a predicted model, not a curated record. Gene Ontology annotation, molecular function: nucleic acid binding; zinc ion binding.
CAUUGUGCGCCGCGCCAUCUGCGCUUCGGCAACCCUCACUACACUGCGCCAUCUACCUAUACAAAGUACAACAAAAUAAUCAAUUUUAAUAUUACACUAUAUGCAACACAGUCCAUCUUAAAAUAAGAUCUGCAACCAAUGCUACACCCUCACGAGCUUAAUUAAGCUGCGCAACACAGCGCAAAUAUCAAAAACACGUGUUUCUUCUGCUAAUCACCGCCUUCCAUCCCGAGAAAAAGUUAAGUAAAAAUGGUUUACAAACGCAAAAAGAUGCAUUAUGGUGAUACUCACCUGAAGCGACGCUGGCGCACCAGUAAUCGCACUAAAGACUUGGAUGAGAUCAAUGCCGACUUACAACCAGAAAAGAUCGACACACUUCUGAACCAGGACGUGGAUCUUGACAAACCCGGCUCAGCCCAGCACUACUGUGUGCAUUGCGCGCGGUACUUCAUUGAUGAUCACGCUCUUCAAGAUCAUUUUCGUACCAAGGUUCAUAAGCGUCGCAUGAAAGCAUUAGAAAUUGAACCAUACACAAUAGAAGAUUCCGAACGAGCUGCAGGCCAAGGCUCGUAUAAAGCUCCGGUAAAACGUAAGAUUGAAACCCAAACUGCUGUCACAUCAGAAUCAGCAGAUGCAAAGAAAUUAAAAAUUGAUGAACAAUAAAUAACAACAGACAGAA